AUGAAGGUUGAAGAAUCAGUUGAGCAGCCACCUCCACCGCCUGCUCUGCCUGUGAGCCAGGAAGGCAUCGAUAUGAACGACGAUGAUAUUGUCAAUGCCGUUAUACCUUUCAUGUCGAGCCCGGAAACGACUGUUCAAGCCCGCCAGGAUCACGCAAACGAGCGCUACAAGGCGGAGAGGAGUGUACCAGCAUUUGCAAAGCUUGCCGGCAAGGAUUGGACGUUUUGGAUCACCAAGGUGAAGAACCUGAUCGGACGACCACCUGAGAAUGGCAACCUACUACCUGGUGUUCCUCCUGUCGAUAUUGACCUUGGACCAAGCAAACACAUCUCCCGACAACAUGCUGAGAUCACCUACGAUUCCGAGACGGAAGAGUGGUACAUCGAGGUUGUGGGUCGCAAUCCUAUCAGAAUUGACGACGUGAAAUACUUGAGGGCAAGCAGGACGAGGCUCACCAACGGCCAAGUCAUUGAAAUUGGUGGAGUGGAGAUGAUUUUUGCUCUGCCAUCAGACAAUUCAAAGCUUCAAAUCCAUCCUAGAUACCUCGAGAGAGCAGGGCUCAUUCAGGCUGUGGGCGAGGCUGAGCAAGAUCAAGAUGGAGAAUUUGGCUCCUCGACGUCAACUGCGCCAGAUUCAUCCUCUCAACCAACCACGCGGGGUCAAAUUGGUGUUCAAGGAGGCCUACCUAUCGCUCCAGCACCUCCCGACUACCGUCGUCCUGGCACUCCUGUUAGUGCUCGCUCCAAGGGACAAUACUCGACUGGAAAAUCUCCUGGAUUCCCGGGCAGCACCAUGCUUAUGAACUCUGAUGACAUUGAUCUCAGUCUACAGUCCAAUUUCCAUAUCAAGCCCUCAUACAGCUACGCUCAGUUGAUCAGUCAAGCCAUUCUUGACGCUGAAGAUGAAAAGCUUACCCUCAAUGGCAUCUACACCUUCAUUCAGCAGAAGUAUUCUUACUACCGCAAUCAACAUGGCGGUGGAUGGCAGAACUCUAUCCGUCAUAACUUGUCCUUGAACAAGGCUUUCCAGAAAAUCGCUCGUACAACGGAUGAGCCAGGCAAGGGUAUGAAAUGGCACAUAGUGCCUGCACAUCGGGAUGAGAUGGCCAGAAAUUGUGUCCGUGGUGGGCGAGGGGGUCACCGAGGCUCUCCUGGUUCACCUAGCAAUCUUGGUCUGUUGACACGAGCUUCUAAAGCUGCUGCUGAACAUGGUUCGGAAAGAUCCAAAAGAUCUCCUCGUUCUGGAUCACCACCACCGAGCUCGUAUCCUUCGAACGCUCCACAAUACACUCCUGUUCGAAGUGGUCGACUUGAUGACUCCUUGCAUGAAAUGCCCGGCGACGGUAGCCCUUUACCUCGACAUCGACGACAGCAUGGGUAUGGUCUCUCAGACAACGCACCUGGUUCGCCGCCCGUCUUGUCAUCUUCCUACAUGCAAGAGGAGGGUAGCUCUUUUGUUACACCUGCUCCUCACCGUGUUCAUCCCCGUCUCGCGCCUCCCAGCACAGCACAACGACCAAGCCAACAUAUGCCUACGAGCUCUCCAGCACCUUUCUGGAAGUUCGCCGAGUAUGGCAAUACACCAUUGAAAGGCCCAGCUUUUGAUUCCAGUCCCAUGAAGGCUCCAAAUGCUGGUGCAGGUGCUCCGCCAAGUAGUAGUCCAGCCCCUGGUCGUAGAUCUUCUGCCGCUAGUCCUACAAGGAAUGGCGGAAUUGAAAAGGAAGAAGCGAAGCCAGAGGAGCCUACUGUGGAUGAUGUUGAAGAAGAGGAUCAAGGUUUUGACCUUACAAAGGGAUUCCAAACCAUUGGUUCGUACCACGCUCCCGCUGCACAAGGCAUUCCAGUUCCCGUGCCUGUUAACACUGUCAAUGGAACCAAUGGAGUCAAUGUCCGAGUCAACUAA
Messenger RNA from Mollisia scopiformis, 1902 nucleotides. RefSeq lists its product as uncharacterized. Gene Ontology annotation, molecular function: DNA-binding transcription factor activity, RNA polymerase II-specific; protein binding; RNA polymerase II cis-regulatory region sequence-specific DNA binding. Lineage: Eukaryota; Fungi; Ascomycota; Leotiomycetes; Helotiales; Mollisiaceae. The record is from RefSeq and is a predicted model, not a curated record. Gene Ontology annotation, biological process: regulation of transcription by RNA polymerase II. Bases 1 to 1902 code for a protein of 633 amino acids. The transcript has 3 exons.